Metarhizium robertsii ARSEF 23 is the source of this 4434-nucleotide messenger RNA. Its product is annotated as Integrase, catalytic core. The record is from RefSeq and is a predicted model, not a curated record. The transcript is spliced from 2 exons. NCBI's taxonomy places the organism in Eukaryota, Fungi, Ascomycota, Sordariomycetes, Hypocreales, Clavicipitaceae. Gene Ontology annotation, molecular function: nucleic acid binding. Bases 1 to 4434 code for a protein of 1477 amino acids. Gene Ontology annotation, biological process: DNA integration.
AUGCUCAAGAAAGGGCCAGGCAACACUAGCGUCGAUAAAUGGCUCAGCCGCUGGCCGACCGUCGUCAGCAACGCGAAGCGUUACAAGAUCGAGAACCUUAGCGAGUCGCAGAUCUGUGAUGCAUUUAUCGAGGCAUCUCGUGAAAUCAACUCUCCAUUUUACAAUUACAUGAAGUCCAAGGAGGCUCAGGUUGAAAAUGAAAGGAGACUCAUCAAGGAAACUGCGAAGACUAUGGAGAGGAUCUCAAAUGCGCUCCUUACCGCGCUCAACGAGAUUAAUCCAGAUCAUGCCAGUAGCGCUUCCAUCACAGUCGCAACCUCAACUGAGUCUGAAGAGGACGACCCCGACGAAGAUGUCGACAUCACCAUUGUCCAGAAAGCUCAAAACACAGUCAAUAGAGCCAUUAAGACCUUUCGCAAGCUCAAUCCAAAUCUUUCCGAUCAGAAGAUCACGAUCGGAUUCUGUAUUAAACAGUUUAGGACAAUGGCACCGCCAAAGGAGAAAGCCACGAGAGGGCGAGCAGCUCAUGCCACUCUUCAGGGCAAAAAGCAUAACCACGAUUCAGACUCGCAGAACGAGGAGGAUCAGCCUCAACAGAAGAGACAGCGAGCAGAGCCUUCAUCGCCGAACACAAGUAUUCGAAAUUGCGUCUGUGGUAUGUCCCACAAAUAUGCCGAAUGCUACUACCUCAAUCCUUCAAAAGCACCGGAGGGAUGGGUACCAAUCGUUCAAGUACAGUCAAAAGUCAUUACCGCUCUCAAAGGCAGCAGGCGCAUUCGAACAAACAUCGAAAGGAGCUUCAAAAGAAGCAGCAUAGACUUGCCCCAAUUCUGGCCGUCUAGUACUAUGCAGGAUCAACCUAAAAGGCCUGCAGAAGACGACACAUCGCAUGUCUCUGCAAAGCAGGGUAAAUCAAGAGCUGCAUUUGCAACACACAAGUUCGCGUUCAGCACAAGCACAAAUGACGAGUAUCAAGAUUAUUUCCGACUCGAUAAUUGUGCAGAUACACACGUCUGUAACGACUUGUCUCGCUUUACUAAAUACAAGCCUCUGUAUGACGAGACCAUACAGUUCGGCAACUCAGGCACGUACAUAACAGGCACGGGCAGCCAACAAGGGCUUUACUUCAACACCAGAACUUGUUGGAUGGAGUAUUCUGAUGGAUCAAAUGCUUUUAAAGUAACCAAACACGGUGCUUUUCGAGUGGUCGAACCUCAUAUCAUGGCUUCGGUGUUCAAGGCCGAAUCUCAUGAAACUGCAGCGCAAUCCUUUGCAAUGGCUACCAAAUCUAGAAUGCCUCAAGUAGCCAUAGCUUCUAUGGAUAUUUGGCAUGCACGACUAGGCCACAUCAGAAAAGAAACCCUUAAACAUAUUCCUCAAGCAGUCCAUGGUGUCGCACUUGGCACUCGCAACUUUGAACGAGAAUCAGAACUCUGUCCUGAGUGUCAGCUCGGACAAGCGCGUCAGCAAAUCUCACGCGUACCAACAUGGAGGGGAACUUAUCCUUUCGAAAAAAUACAUCUUGAUCUUAUCGACUUAGAUGAAGCAUUCAACGCUGACUCUUGGGUCGCUCACUUCUACUGCGAUUAUUCUGCCUACCAUGUACCAUUCAAUCUUCCAAAUAAAACUCAAGAAGAGAUCCUUUCCGUGACACAGGAGUUCCUUGCCAUCACAAAUGACAACUGGGGAUUCACUACGCGAUAUAUACAAUCAGACGGCGAGAAGGGUUUGGGAAAGAAGUGGAAGGACUUCAUCAUAAUGAAGGGAAUCACUUUCAAUCCAUCACCGCCGGAUACGCCAGAUCAGAACGGUCUUGCUGAACGUUCUGGGGGGGUGAUCAUGACUAUCGCUCGCAAGCUUCGAAUACAGGGCAAUCUACCACAGAACCUUUGGCCGUACAUCGUUGCUCACGCCACUCGCCUCCUCAAUCGCAUCCCAGUCCAAAGAAAACACUGGCAAACUCCAUUCGAGAUGGUUCACGGUCGAAAACCGAACCUCUCUCACCUUAAAAUAAUCGGUUCCCUAGCUUAUGUCUUGAUCAAAAGCAAGAAGAUCCGUCCGGCCAGAGCGAAGCUGCAAGAAAAUGCUCUCAUGGGAUGGCUUGUCGGAUUGGAAGCAACCAACAUCUAUAAGAUUUGGAUCCCACAACUUGAUCGUGUAAUUGCAUCUCGGGAUGUCCAAAUAGACGAGAAAGUCAUGUAUAAACCAGAGAUUGCCACAGCCCUUCCCGAUUCGAGACAAUCUCUUUCAACAACGAUCAAUGAAAUUGAUCUCGACGAAGAGGACAUGGAAGCAUUGCCUGUCAUGGGGGACAUCACAGCUUCUGUUCCAGUUUCAAUACAACCAGAAACAGAACUACCUCCAGCAGGAUUACCUCUUACUCCACAAAUAUCGCCUGAACCGGCAACAACAGGGGAGAUACAGGUCGUAGCGCAUGUGGGUAAAUCGCCAGGAAUGCCGCGACCUCCGAGUCCUAUAUCUCUUCAUCACGCAUCACCACGGCCUCAAACAGAUGUACCAAACCCAAACACAUCCAGAAAGGAAAGGAUAACGGAUGCUUCAGUGCUCCAGAACCUUCGAACAGCUUCUGGGAGAAACAUCAAACUGUCACAGAAAGGCCAAGAUGCAAUCGAAACACUCAAAACAAGCUACACGCAGCCACAAAUCCACAAACGUGUGCGACGGCAUGCUCACGCUUUGCAACUAGAACGUGCUGAGCUGGGACAACAACUCACCCACGCUUUCUCAUCAGCACGAUCAAUCAGAACUCAUCGAAAACAUUUAUUGCCUCCACCUGACUUUUGGCAUCAACUAAGGCGACAUCCUGAAAAAGAAGGUUUCAGACGUGCCGCAGAUGCAGAGAUCAAGUCACUCGAGGAAAAAGGAACUUUCAAAUUAGUGGAUUACCCGGAAGACAAACAAGUCCUCCCGCUCAAAUGGGUCUUUACCUACAAACUAGAUGAUGCAGGCUAUCUAAUUCGCCACAAAGCGCGCAUUUGUGUCAGGGGUGAUCUUCAACAUCAUACGGGUGAUGAUAUCUACGCAGCAACUGGCGCAUAUAGGAGUUUUCGGAUCCUGAUGGCCCUCGUCUGCGCGUUCGGGCUUAUAUGUCAUCAAAUUGACUUCAAAAAUGCCUUCAUCAACGCCCACAUGGACGAGGAAGUCUACACCACGUGUCCACCAGGAUAUGGUAAAUCAGGAAAGGUCUGGAAACUAAGAAGGGCGCUGUACGGUCUGCGUAAGUCACCAAAGCUAUGGUUCAACGAGUUGGUCACGUUUCUUCAAGGCCUGGGAUUUGAAUAUUGCCCAGACGAACCGUGUAUCCUCAUCAACAAUGAGACCCAUCUCAUUCUAUUUCUUUACGUCGAUGAUCUCCUCGUCAUCGCGCACCAAGAAUAUCUUCAUAUCGUCAAUGAGUUCAAAACAGCAGUACACAGAAAAUACGGGAUUAAGGAUCUGGGUGAAGCAAUCUCCUUCCUCAACAUCAGAAUCCUUCGAGACAUUAAAGCCAAAAAGCUCUGGAUCUCCCAGGAUAGUUACAUCGACAAACUCAAAAUCAAGUUCGGGAUUGACCAGUCGAUGAGAACGGCAACGCCUCUCAUUUCCUCAUAUCAUCCCCAACCUUUCGAAGGACAGGCCACUAUACAACAGAUUACUGAGAUGCAAGAAAAGGUAGGGUCAAUUCUCUAUGCAGCAGUCGUGUCAAGACCAGAUGUCUCUUUUGCAGCCAGCCAGUUAAGCCAGUUUACCUUGAACCCUUCGCCAGAGCACCUGCGGUAUGCAAAUCGAGUUCUCUCAUAUCUCCAGACCACACAGUACUAUGCCAUCGAGUUCUCAGGCUCUAUAGAUAAGGCUAUAGAGGGAGAGAUGGGCGAUGAUGAAGUGCUACAGCUGUCAAGCGACGCAUCGUUCGCGGAUGAUCCCGAGACUCGAAAAUCGACCCAGGGUUACCUAAUGAAGUUAUUCAACGGGGCUAUCAUGUGGCAGUCCUCGAAACAGAAGACUGUAACCACGUCAACAACUGAAGCUGAGCUCUUAUCGCUGUCUCACACAGCGAGGGAGACAAUAUCUCUAUACCGGCUGUUCCAACAGAUAGAGUUCAAUCCUGAACUGCAACCUCGCAUCCUCUGCGACAAUCAACAGACAGUGGGCCUGAUCCAGAAAGAGAGACCACAACUUACCUCAAAGCUAAAACACGUCGACAUCCACAACUUCUGGCUAAGACAGAUCCAUAGAGAUGGCAACAUCACAGUUCAGUGGGUACCAACUACAGACAUGCCCGCAGACGGCUUCACAAAACCUCUUUCAGCAGAAAAACAUUCUCACUUUAUAAAGCAAUUGGGUCUGGUUGAUAUCUCAUUUCGGAUUGAUCCAGAGGACGCUUCACAGGAGAAUAUUGAUGAUGAUAUUCAGAUGUCAUCUGACACAGAGUGA